CAGCACUUAAACACUUUCGUUAGAGCUUUAACUAAAGAAGGAGAAGUAGAACCCUUUCCUGGUCCGGUCAAAAUAAAUACAGAGAAAUGGCUGCUUUAGACGAAAUAAAACGUCUUGAAUAUUUAUCUUUGGUGUCAAAGGUGUGCACGGAGUUGGAGAAUCAUCUAGGAAUAAGCGAAAAAGACCUGGCUGAAUUUAUCAUCAGCCUGGCCGAAAAACACCCAACAUUUGAGGAAUUCAAAGCAGCUCUGUUAAAAAAUGGAGCAGAUUUUACAGACACCUUUGUUGGUAACUUACAUAGACUUAUUCACACCAUGCGAGCCCCACCAUCUACAAGUAAAGCUCAUCAGCCAACACGUGAGGACAGGCUGAAAGAGAAAUUCCCUGCCUUAUGUAAACCAGAUGAUCCUGUGUGGAAGUUUCCACCACGCCACACAGAUAAAGAUGAUGAGCAGGUUGCAGCAGCAGCCAUGAAGGAGCUGGAGAUGCUCAUGCCUAACUUCUGUGGAACAAGCUCCGAUAAUAGAAAUUUGCCCAGUGACAGAAGUCGAGACACAGACAGGCAGACUGGAUGUCAGCAAAAUCGUUCUCGCUCAAGAUCAAGAGAUCGGGAAGGAGAAACAAACCCUAAGCCCAAAAGGAAACGAGUGUCUCGCUGGAGUGACCAUCCACCCAGCCCUCGCAGAGACGAUGACAACAACAGCGGCAGCAACAACAAGAAUGAUAACAGAGACUCUAACUGUUUGCGUGAUAGACUUGUGGAUCGGCCUCCGCCAGAGGAGCCUGUUGUGGGCGACAUCUACAACGGCAAAAUCAGCAGUAUUAUGCAAUUUGGAUGUUUUGUGCAGCUAGAGGGCCUCAGGAAACGCUGGGAAGGCCUGGUGCACAUCUCAGAACUGCGCAAAGAAGGACGUAUAGCCAAUGUGGCUGACGUGGUCACCAAAGGCCAAAAGGUGAAGGUCAAAGUGCUGUCAUUCACUGGAACCAAAGCCAGCCUCAGCAUGAAGGAUGUCAACCAAGAGACGGGGGAGGACCUGAACCCCAACCGGAGAAGAAACCUGGACGCUGCAGUCGGAGACGAAGCCAUGAGGAACCCCGACCGCCCUGUUGAAGCCAGCGUGGUGGAAAUGGAGGAAAACCCAACAGAACGCAAACGGCUUUCCAAGAUAACUGACCUUGAAAAAUGGGAAAUUAAACAGAUGAUUGCAGCCAACGUACUUCCUAAAGAAGAAUUCCCAGAAUUUGACGAGGAGACGGGAAUCCUUCCUAAAAUAGAUGAUGAUGAAGAUGUAGAAUUAGAGAUUGAUCUAGUGGAAGAGGAACCACCAUUCCUGAGGGGACAGACUAAAUGGAGCACGACCAUGAGCCCAGUCAAAAUAGUAAAGAAUCCAGACGGCUCCCUCUCCCAAGCAGCCAUGAUGCAGAGCGCUCUCGCGAAGGAGAGGAGAGAGCUGAAGCAGGCGGCUCGCGCGGCAGAGUUGGAUGCCAUCCCUACGGGUCUCCACAAGAACUGGAUAGACCCCAUGCCUGAUUAUGAAGGAAGGCAGAUUGCUGCCAACAUGAGAGGCAUCGGCGCUAUGCCUGUCGAUCUUCCAGAGUGGAAAAGACAAGCCUUCGGAGGGAACCAGGUGUCGUAUGGCAAGAAGACAGAACUGUCCAUCCUGCAGCAGAGAGAGAGUCUGCCUAUUUUCAAGCUUAAGGCAGAGCUUGUUCAGGCUGUCCACGAUAAUCAGAUCUUGAUCGUAGUUGGAGAGACGGGGUCUGGUAAGACCACGCAGAUCACUCAGUACCUGGCGGAGGCAGGCUACACCUCCCGGGGGAAGAUUGGCUGUACGCAGCCCCGUCGUGUAGCCGCCAUGUCAGUGGCCAAGAGAGUCUCCGAGGAGUAUGGUUGCUGUCUAGGACAAGAGGUGGGUUACACGAUUCGUUUUGAGGACUGCACCAGUACUGAGACAGUAAUCAAGUACAUGACCCAUGGUAUGCUGCAAAGGGAGUGUCUGCUGGACCCAGACAUGAGUCAGUAUUCCCUCAUUAUGCUCGAUGAGGCCCAUGAGAGAACAAUCCACACCGACGUGCUCUUUGGCCUUCUCAAGAAGACGAUACAGAAACGCAAAGACAUGAAGCUAAUCGUGUCCUCUGCUACACUGGACGCCGUGAAGUUCUCCCAGUAUUUUUACGAAGCGCCCAUCUUCACCAUCCCAGGAAGGACUUUCCCAGUGGAGGUUCUCUACACCAAAGAACCUGAGACAGACUACAUGGAUGCCAGUCUCAUCACUGUUAUGCAGAUCCAUCUAACCGAGCCCCCAGGUGACGUCCUGGUGUUUCUGACUGGACAGGAAGAGAUCGACACCGCUUGUGAGAUCUUGUACGAGAGAAUGAAGUCACUGGGGCCGAAUGUUCCCGAGCUGAUUAUUCUUCCGGUUUACUCUGCCCUGCCCAGUGAGAUGCAGACAAGAAUCUUUGACCCUGCACCCCUAGGCAGCAGAAAGGUCAUCAUUGCCACAAACAUUGCUGAGACGUCUCUCACUAUUGAUGGAAUCUACUACGUGGUGGACCCUGGCUUUGUUAAACAGAUCGUGUAUAAUUCCAAGACGGGCAUCGACCAGCUUGUGGUGACUCCAAUAUCACAGGCCCAGGCCAAGCAGAGGUCGGGUCGAGCCGGCAGAACAGGCCCAGGGAAGUGUUACAGGCUCUACACCGAGAGAGCCUACAGAGACGAGAUGCUGACCACCAAUGUGCCUGAGAUCCAGAGAACCAACUUGGCCAGCACUGUGCUGUCUCUGAAGGCCAUGGGCAUAAAUGACCUCCUGGCUUUUGACUUCAUGGACCCUCCACCCAUGGAGACUCUGAUCACAGCCAUGGAGCAGCUCUACACUCUGGGAGCUCUGGAUGAUGAAGGCUUACUCACACGGCUGGGAAGAAGGAUGGCAGAGUUUCCCCUGGAGCCCAUGCUGUGUAAGAUGUUGAUCAUGUCCGUCCAUCUGGGCUGCAGUGACGAGAUGCUCACCAUCGUGUCAAUGCUGUCUGUGCAGAACAUCUUUUACAGACCAAAGGACAAACAGCCCCAGGCUGACCAGAAAAAGACAAAGUUCUUCCAGCCCGAGGGAGACCAUCUUACGUUGCUGGCUGUCUACAACUCGUGGAAGAACAACAAGUUCUCCAACCCCUGGUGUUUCGAGAACUUCAUCCAAGCCCGCUCCUUAAAGAGAGCUCAGGACAUACGCAAGCAGAUGAUGAGCAUCAUGGACAGACACAAGUUAGACGUGGUAUCCUGUGGAACCGCUACGGUGCGGGUCCAGAAAGCUAUCUGCAGCGGUUUCUUCAGGAACUCUGCCAGGAAGCACCCUCAUGAUGGGUACCGUACCCUGAUUGACCAGCAGGUGGUGUACCUCCACCCCUCCAGCACUCUCUUCAACCGCCAGCCAGAAUGGCUUGUGUACCAUGAGUUGGUGCUGACCACCAAGGAGUACAUGCGGGAGGUGACCACCAUCGACCCUCGCUGGCUGGUGGAGUUUGCGCCGGCUUUCUACAGAGUUGCCGAUCCCACGCGCCUCAGCAGGCAGAAGAGGCAACAGAAACUGGAACCUCUCUACAACCGCUACGAGGAACCCAACGCUUGGAGAAUCUCCCGCGCGUUUAGACGACGCUAAAGAUCUCCUGUGCUUCACACUUUUAUACCAGGCGAACAAACUUUGUUGGACAUACUGGCACUUCAUUUUGCUUUGCCAAACCUUAGAAUGGACAAAUGGUAAUUAAACCUUAAUUAUUACACAGCUUUGUUGAAUACUUGAUUCUGAUUGGUCAAUCACAGCAUUCAACGGUCUGUUAUUUCUGUAUAGCAGAGUGCUGCCAUGGACAGAGUUUUGAUUAUAGAUCUAGGAAAAUCUGUUUUUAAAUCAAUAUUUUGUGUCAAAUUAUUGAUUUCCCCAGUAAGUAGCCGUGCCAGGGAUUAUCCUUUACUUAAUUGUUAUAUUGGAAUGUUUUUCACAAUAUUUAAGCUUUAAGUUACUUCAGUUAUACUGAUUUUGCCGUGAUAGCUAUGUUACUAUGACCAAGUGUUAACACUAAAGUUGGUCAACAUUUUCUAUAUUGUAUUUUCCAUUAAAUAUUUAACAUGGGUGAUUGAGAUCUUUUCUUUCCGUCUUUUAAAUUGCAAUCUUAAUGUUUGUUUUCAUAAAUAACACUGGGUCGGUGUACUUUUAUUUGCUGCUGCCUUCUAAUUAUCAAAUCUUGUCUGCAUGUAAAUAUGGAACAUUUGUUAAAUAUGUGUGCAAAGUAUUAGGGCCAAAUGCUGUUUCAGGUAAAGGAAUAGUU
Sander lucioperca (pikeperch) is the source of this 4314-nucleotide messenger RNA. Its product is annotated as ATP-dependent RNA helicase DHX8-like. Bases 87 to 3650 code for a protein of 1187 amino acids. Gene Ontology annotation, molecular function: RNA binding; RNA helicase activity; ATP binding. The transcript is spliced from 23 exons. Gene Ontology annotation, biological process: spliceosomal complex disassembly; mRNA splicing, via spliceosome. Gene Ontology annotation, cellular component: intracellular anatomical structure; catalytic step 2 spliceosome. The record is from RefSeq and is a predicted model, not a curated record. NCBI's taxonomy places the organism in Eukaryota, Metazoa, Chordata, Actinopteri, Perciformes, Percidae.